UUAUUCUUGUGAUGUUUCGAAUCACGUAGCGAAGGCAUCUUCAAUCCCCACGGUGGUUGUUAUUGGUGCUCCGCCGUUGAUUGUUCGUUAUCCUGUCCGUCGUCUCAAUGUUAUUCUAUCCGGAUAUGGCACACUCAUUUGUGAGGCGAAAAUGGAUUCCCGCAACAUCUCUUAUCAAUGGUGGUUUAAUCAGUCGAAGUCCGGUUCUUUCGUGCCAUUACCAAAUGAAACAUUUUCUCAUUUAAGUUUUGCUCCAGUAAAAUCCUUCCAUGAAGGAUAGUACUUUUGCAACGUCUCGAAUCCAUUCGGCAACGCCAUUACGCAAAAGAGUUUUGUCAAAGUGUUGAAGUACAGUCUUCCAGUACCAAUUGCUAAGCUCUCAUUGACAGUCAUAUCUGAAUCUUCUAACAAUUUUUCAAUUUUAUAUAAUGAUGCACUGGCUAAGGCACUCGCUUCUCGUUUGGCAACCUCUAAUAAAACUCUGCUGCCUGAAAAAAUUAUUAAAGACCUAAUUCCAACAAGUUGUAGACAAAUUUCGCGCCGUGAAGACGAAUUUGGUCGCACAGAUACGUGUGAUUGGACAUUUAGCAUAAUUGGUGAUAACGUUACCUCAAGCGCAGAACACAUAGCACCACCACAACAGAUUAAAAAAAUCGUCAGCUCAACUUCCAGGCUUAAAAGACAGAUCGGUAAACUAGGAAAUUAUACCAAUGCUGGCGAUAUUUCAUUCUCUUUGGAUAAUUCCAGUUUUUUUUCGCCAAAAAAUUCUCUGGGGAUAAUAGGGAUGUCUUUGUUUUGUCCUAAGGGCCAGUUCCUCGUUGAAAAUGAUUACAAAUGCGCCGACUGUCCACCUGGAUCUUAUGGGACAAGGAUAAAUGGCGUUGCAACAUGUAGUAAUUGUCCUCGUGGAUUGUAUCAAUCAAUUCCGGGUCAAAUAUCUUGCAACAAGUGCCCUGAAGGAUUUGUAACUGCUGACCAUGGUGCCAUGGAUCAAAGCCAGUGUGAAGACGAAAAUAAAUUCUUCCUGUUGUUUUUGCUCGUAAAUAUUUAUCCUGGCGAUGUCUCUGUCACUGCAAAUGUUUCUGGCAAGCUGGAGAAAUUUGAUCUGAAACCAGCAAGAAGAGCGCUCAUGACUAAGAAGUGGAAGACAAAAAAGACGUUGAUCUUGAGUGCAGUCGAUGAUAAUACAAACCGAACGGUCAAGAUCAAUGGACAGUCUGUAAUUCGUCUUCAACCAACGCCAAAGAACCGUGUCCGUUCUCUGAUAGUGCUUAUUAUCAAAGGAUGAUUGAACAGAUGAAAGGAAUUUGCAGAAAAGUGUAUUUUGGGGGAUAAUAAUCAUUUAUUUCAUUAAAAUUUUAGUUGACAUAGUUAUACUGAAUAUAUUAAUGUGAAGUUAGUUGAAGUUAGUAGAUUGAAAAUAAUCCCGGGUGGUGCAAAUAAUGCAGAAUGAUUACAAGUCUCUUUGUAGAAUUAAAUUUUCGCUUUCAUAUAACAACAAACUGUAUGCAUUUAGAAAAAU
Dendronephthya gigantea is the source of this 1522-nucleotide messenger RNA. RefSeq lists its product as uncharacterized. The transcript is spliced from 4 exons. The coding region runs from base 785 to 1288 and encodes 167 amino acids. NCBI's taxonomy places the organism in Eukaryota, Metazoa, Cnidaria, Anthozoa, Malacalcyonacea, Nephtheidae. The record is from RefSeq and is a predicted model, not a curated record.